Molecule: messenger RNA, 10736 nt
Organism: Felis catus (domestic cat)
Lineage: Eukaryota; Metazoa; Chordata; Mammalia; Carnivora; Felidae
Gene: SETX
Product: senataxin
Exons: 26
Coding region: 299-8308 (2669 amino acids)
Biological process (GO): termination of RNA polymerase II transcription
Cellular component (GO): nuclear body
Molecular function (GO): helicase activity; transcription termination site sequence-specific DNA binding
Source: RefSeq, a predicted model, not a curated record
GGCGCUGCCGGGUUGGGUGGCCGGGUGGGAACGGAGGCGCUCGGGUGCGGGCCCGCACAUCCGCCCUCGGCCGACUGUUGAGCCGAGGCAUGGAGGUGGGCUAGCGGCCGAAGCGAGGCCGAGCGGGGUGAGGAGAGCGCGGCGGGCUCGAGGCUGUGGGCCCGGCGGGCGUGAGAAAUGUUCUUUUGGGUCCAGAGUCUGGGUACACAUGAGUGCAAAUCCUCACCCAUUCACAAAUAAGCCUAGGAAUCUCCACCGAGAGGAUCACUUCUCUGUAGACCGUUAGCCCAGGGGCAGAAUGAGCACAUGUUGUUGGUGUACGCCCGGUGGUAUUUCCACCGCUGACUUCCUCAAGCGCUAUGCGUCCAGGACCCACGCCGGGGAAUUUCAGACAGCCGACGAAGACCUCUGCUACUGCCUGGAGUGUGUGGCCGAGUACCACAAAGCACGCGACGACCUGCCCUUCCUGCAUGAGGUUUUGUGGGAAUUAGAAACCUUACGUCUCAUAAAUCAUUUUGAAAAAUCCAUGAAGGCAGAAAUUGGAGACGAUGAUGAAUUGUACAUAGUAGACAACAAUGGAGAGGCACAGCUGUUUGACUUCACUGGCCAAGACUUUGAAAAUAAGCUUCGAGUUCCUCUUCUUGAAAUCCUGAAGUAUCCGUAUUUGCUUUUACACGAGCGUGUUAACGAAUUAUGUGUUGAAGCACUUUGUCGGAUGGAACAAGCUAAUUGCUCCUUUCAGGUUUUUGACAAACAUCCAGGCAUUUAUUUGUUUCUGGUCCAUCCCAAUGAAAUGGUUCGGCGUUGGGCUAUCCUGACCGCAAGGAACUUGGGAAAAGUGGACAGAGAUGAUUAUUAUGAUCUGCAGGAGGUUUUGACUUGUCUUUUUAAAGUCAUUGAGUUGGGGCUUCUGGAAGAUCCAGACAUCUACACUUCUUCUGUCCUCGAGAAGGGUAAACUGAUUCUUCUGCCUUCGCACAUGUACGAUACCACCAACUACAAGAACUAUUGGCUAGGUAUUUGCAUGUUGCUGACCAUUCUUGAGGAGCAGGCUAUGGACUCCCUGUUGCUGGGCUCAGACAAACAGAAUGAUUUCAUGCAAUCAAUACUUCACACCAUGGAGAGGCAAGCAGAUGAUGGUAGCGUGGAUCCUUUCUGGCCAGCAUUACACUGUUUCAUGGUGAUUCUGGAUCGCCUCGGAUCAAAGGUCUGGGGUCAACGCAUCGAUCCUAUUGAGGCGUUUCAGACCAUUAUCAAUAACAUGAGCUACAAUAGAGAGAUCCAAAAUAUACGGAACAGCUCUGUAAGGACCAAGUCGGAACCGGAGUCGUAUUUGGAUGAUAUGGUGACUUGUAGCCAGAUCGUGUACAAUUACAACCCUGAAAAGACCAAAAAGGAUUCCGGGUGGAGAUCAGCCAUUUGCCCAGAUUACUGUCCUAACAUGUACGAAGAGAUGGAAACGUUAGCCAGUGUGCUUCAGUCAGAUAUUGGUCAAGACAUGCGUGUUCACAAUAGCACGUUUCUGUGGUUCAUCCCCUUUGUUCAGUCCCUCAUGGAUCUUAAGGAUUUGGGUGUGGCUUACAUAGUAGAGGUGAUUCACCAUCUGCACUCUGAAGUCAAAGAUGUCCUCAACCAAACAGAUGCUGUGUGUGACAAAGUUACUGAGUUUUUCCUUCUGAUUUUGGUGUCCGUGAUUGAACUGCACAGAAAUAAAAAAUGUUUGCACUUGCUGUGGGUUAGUUCCCAGCAGUGGGUGGAGGCUGUUGUAAAAUGCGCCAAGCUUCCCACCACUGCGUUUGCACGGAGUUCUGAGAAGUCAUCUGGAAAUUGCUCCAAAGGAGCAGCAGUGAUAUCGUCUCUGUCACUGCAUUCGAUGCCGUCGAAUUCUGUCCAGCUGGCUUGUGUGCAGCUGAUCAGAAGUCUCCUUAAAGAAGGGUAUCAGCUUGGGCAGCAGACUCUGUGCAAGCGAUUCUGGGACAAGCUCAACUUAUUUCUGCGUGGGAAUUUAUCUCUAGGUUGGCAGUUGACUACUCAGGAAACCCAUGAGUUACAAACUUGUUUAAAGCAAAUUAUUAGAAACAUAAAAUUCAAAGUACCUCAGUGUAGCACUUUUGUGGAUCUGACUCCCGUAUGUAAAACCCCUCCUGUGUCUUACAGUAAAGAAGAAAGUGAACAGACAGGGAAGAAAUCUAAAAAAGGCCUGCACUGUCUGGAAAACUCCAGCCCAACAUUUUCUAAAGGACCAAUGAAAGCUGAGGCAUUUCAGAUGCCAGAGAAUAGAUUGGUCAAAGCCAGUAACGCUAGCGAAGAGGAUAGUGAGCACAGUUACAUAAAAGAUUUGAAACUAGAAGGCCGUCUCUCAGCAGAGUCAUGCAUAAAGCAGGGUAGCAAAAGGCUUGUCCCGGAAAGAGCUCAAGAUGCAGUCAGAACAAGUAAAGGGAAGCAGAAGUCUGUCAAGGAGAAUCCUGCGGAUUCCAGAAAUGGUCCGGAAAGGGGAUGUGACAGAGGGGUGAUACCAGCCGCACGUUCGUUGACUGAUUCUGGCACCGACUCCCUGGAGAAGGCGUCCACAUCAACUGAGGAUUUCUCUUUCAAGGAUGAUGUUCUUGGCAAAACCUCAAAAGGAAAAACUAAGGGACAGAAAGCUGAAAUCUGUGCUAAGUUAUCACAUGUACUAAAGAAGCAACACAGGAAAAGUACUUUGAUCGAUGAUGGCAAUUUAGAGGAAAAACUGACUGUGUCUACCAUUGACAGUUUCUUUUCAAGGAAAGAUUCAGGAGGUCAGAAAGGGGAUGGCUUCAUAAACCCUCUCUCUUUAGACCCUGAUGACGUUCCCGAUGAUAAAAACGGGGAGCGAAAAUCUCAAAACAGUUUAUUGCUGAAGAAGAAACAAUUCAAGGGCAAAGAGUUAGAUAUUUUCUCUUCCCAUGAAAAUAGCUGUCAAAUACAGGAAUGCCAAGCAGAUGGUAAAGAUUUGGUCUCGUUUACAGAAAUGACCGAUACUUGUGUGAAGAAAACCUCUCCCUUCAAAGACCCCGUGACUCUUCUUGAAUCGAGAGAUAAGGAAGUUGGCAAGAGUACCACCAGUCAGGUGUCUUCUCACUUGAGGGAACAGGUUCCUAGCCUCAGUCCACAGUCCAGCACCUUGACAGAUUCCCAGAUAGACCGAGACCUCCACAACUUAUCUUUGAUAGCCCAAGCCAGUGUUAUUAAGUUUCCAUCAGAGUCAACUCAAAAAAGCUCAUCCCAGCUACAAAGAAAAGUAAAAGAUAAAAGAUGUUUCACAGCUAACCCGAAUAAUGCUGGAGAAGCCUGCCGGGGCCAGGUGAUCAUUAUUUCAGAUUCUGAUGAUGAUGAUGGUGAUGAAGGGAUUCUGGGUUUUGAGAAACACAUUAAACGAGAUAAAAUAGGCAUCAAGAAAGAAUAUCCAGAGGAGCAUACUUCAGUAGCUAGUACAAAUGUGGAACAGAAGCUAAUAAAGGAAGAAGAGGCAAAGUCCCUAUUGGAGUUUGAGGAAUCGGAUUCUCAGUUUUUUGAGUUUGAAAGUCCACAUGAGGUGUUUUCAGUUUGGCAAGAUCAGGAACCAGACAACAAGAAUUCAGUUCAAGAGGAUGAAAACAAUUCACGUCUGACUCACAUAAACGAUGUCACGAAUGAUUGGGGUUACGAUACAGAUUAUGUAUCUGAAGAGGUUAUUAAGAAAGUAGCAGAGGGCUUUGAAAAACACACAGAACCACAGAGUGGUAGUUCUGUCGGGGAAUUUUGUGAAACUGAAGUGAAAAGACGUAAGAGAAAACGAUACGGAAAACCUGUAGCUGAAGAUCCUCUGAGGCCUUCACCUUCUGAGAGAAAUGAGGACCAGUCUGAUAAUGAGAGAGGUCUGACUGAAAAUGAUCUUAAAAGUAUAGAGCUGAGGUCAAGUUCCAGGUCGAAUCUUCAAAGAGGCACUACAGAUUCACUAAAGAAGUCUUCUCCAAAGCUUCGUACUUACUCCAAACCCGUUAGGAGAGUCCCGCAUUCUAAAACUAAGAAAACACAUUCAGAUACCAAAAAAGGGCAGAAUAAAAGUUCGAGUUACAUAAGUUGUAGGACGACUCCUGCUAUAGUCCCACCAAAGAUACUUCGCCAGUGCCCUGAACCAACUUCAACUGUUGAAAAACUUGGUCUGAAAAAGGCCCCUCGUAGGGCGUUCGAUUUAUCUCAGCGAUCUCUAGGGUAUUUAGUUCAGUUACGGGACCAUGGCAAAACCGUGGGAGUGGUUGAUACCAGAAAAAAGACUAAAUUAAUUUCUCCUCAGACUCUCUCUGUCAGAAAUAAUAAGAAACUGUUGACAAGUCAAGAUCUUCAGUCGCGAAGGCAGGCGAAACACAAAUCAAAGCAGAAGAGGCAAGGCUCUCUGGGUUCUGAAAGCAGAGCUCCUACAAGAGCAGGGCUGCGUUCAGCACAGAAUCCUGACACUCUCGUCCCAGAAUCCGAUAGCUCAGAUUGUCGUGCUAAAGGAGGCGCCGAGGUGGGUGCUAACGAUACUGGAAAGCCAUCAAUAAAACGCGCGUCUUCUGAACCAGAACCCGUGAAAACGAAACGUGUUUCUCGGGUGGCUGAUGAUCCUUGCCUUUCGAACCAGUGUGCUUCUGUUGUGUUAAAUGGAAGAAAAGCAACACAUGAAGCCGUUGUCUCUACGUCAGCUGACCCUUUAGGUGGAGGCGACCUAACAGAACAUCGUUUAGAGUUGACCGCUCUGAAAGAGGGAGAGCCCAGAUCCAACAGUGACUCGGAAGAUGAGAAUAUAUUUCUAACCCAGCACGAUCCCGCUGAUAUGGAUUUAUGUUCACAAAUGGAAAAUGGUAACGAGAAACUCAUUGAAAUAGUUCAUGGAAAAGAUACAGCUCUGAUGGAAGAAGAAUCUUGGAGCAGCACAAAAUGUAAGUACAAGGAUUGUGUCGAAGCCGCGCAAAACCAGGGUGAAUACUGCUCCAAACACUGCGAAGCUAAAGCAGUGGAUGAAGAUGUGUUUCGUAAACCGGGCUUGCCCCCCUCUGCGUCCAAGAGACCCUCCACUGCCAAGGUCUUUAGCUCAAGUAGUACUUCACGAAUUGCUAAUCUUUCGAAGUCUUUGGAAAGUACCUCCGCACCGCCACCGGCUCUCAAACAGAAGUCAAACGGGGUGCCAGCUGUUUUGAAAGUCCCACAGCCAGCCUCUGUGUUGUCUCCAAAGCCAGUGGGUGAGGUGAAGAGUUUGUCUGAUGUUCUCCGUCCUCAGACUCUGAAUAAUUCCAACAGGCAAGGUUACAAGCUUACCUUUGGCGAAAGCAGAUCUUUUUCGGCUUCCUCUGCGGUAAACGUUCUCUUGUCCUCACAGUCUAUCUCAGACACCUUUGUUAAGGAGGUCUUAAAGUGGAAGUACGAAAUGUUUGUGAACUUUGAUCAGUGUGGGCCCCCCACCAGCCUUUGUCAGUCCAUCUCAAGACCGGUGCCUGUCAGAUUUCAAGAUUGUGGAGAUUAUUUCAAUGUUUUUUUCCCUUUGAUGAUACUGAAUACUUUUGAAACGGUGGCACAGGAGUGGAUCAGCUCUCCAAACAAAGAGAAGUUCUAUCAGUUGCAUGUACGGAAAUUUCCUGCUGAUUAUAAAAAGUACUGGGAGUUUGUGGUUCAUCUUGAGGAAUGUGAACUAACUAAACAGCUGCAUCCAAAGGAAAAUGAUUUGGUGUUUUUGGUUCUUGAAAAACAAAAUGGAGAGAAGAAGAACACAGAGAGAAAUCGCAUGCCGGAUCUCCACGAAUAUCACUGCGGUUAUGUUCAUAAAUUUCGCCGCACUUCAGUCAUGCGUAAUGGGAAAUCUGAGUGUUCCCUUUCCAUCCAGACUCAAGAUAAUUUGCCACUCAGUUUAAAUGAGCUCGUGAAAUGCACUGUAAUCAGUUCUCUGGUAACUACACAAAGGAAGUUGAAAGCCAUGUCUUUGUUGAGUGGACGGAACCAACUAGCCAGAGCUGUUCUGAACCCAAACCCCAUGGACUUCUGUACGAAAGAUUUACUGACUACGACGUCUGAGAGAAUCAUCGCCUACUUGAAAGAUUUCAACGAAGACCAAAAGAAAGCGAUAGAAACUGCAUACGCCAUGGUCAAACACUCCCCAUCAGUUGCCAAGAUCUGUUUGAUUCAUGGACCACCUGGAACAGGAAAAUCAAAAACUAUCGUUGGCCUCCUGUACCGCCUGCUGACAGAGAACCAGAGGAAGGGGCGUUCAGAUGAAAACUCCAAUGCCAAAAUCAAACAAAACCGUGUCCUUGUGUGUGCGCCUUCCAACGCGGCUGUUGAUGAACUUAUGAAAAAAAUCAUCCUCGAAUUUAAAGAGAAGUGUAAAGACAAGAAGAAUCCUUUGGGAAACUGUGGAGAUAUAAAUUUAGUACGUCUGGGUCCAGAAAAGUCUAUUAAUAAUGAGGUCCUAAGAUUUAGUUUGGACAGCCAAGUUAACCACAGAAUGAAAAAAGACUUACCUUCUCAUGUUCAGGAGAUGCAUAGAAGAAAGGAAUUUCUGGAUCAUCAGCUAGAUGAACUUUCCCGCCAGCGUGCUUUAUGCCGAGGUGGAAAGGAAACACAGAGGCAAGAAUUAGAUGAAAAAAUUGCAAAAGUUUCAAAAGAGAGGCAGGAACUAGCUUCUAAAAUUAAAGAGGUUCAAGGACGCCCACAAAAAACACAGAGCAUCAUCAUCUUAGAGUCCCACGUCAUCUGCUGCACACUGAGCACGAGUGGCGGUUUACUGCUCGAGUCUGCUUUUCGUGGGCAAGGGGGUGUCCCCUUCAGUUGUGUCAUCGUCGAUGAGGCUGGGCAGUCUUGUGAAGUGGAGACUCUUACCCCGCUCAUCCAUCGAUGUAACAAGCUGAUCCUCGUCGGAGACCCAAAACAGCUCCCUCCCACGGUCAUUUCCAUGAAAGCGCAGGAGUAUGGCUAUGACCAGUCAAUGAUGGCUCGCUUCUGCAAGCUGCUGGAAGACAGCGUAGAGCACAAUGUGAUCGGCAGGCUGCCUGUUUUACAGCUUACUGUUCAGUACAGGAUGCACCCAGACAUAUGUCUCUUCCCCUCUAAUUACGUUUAUAACAGAAGCUUGAAAACAAAUAGACUGACUGAAACCAAUCGGUGUUCAUCAGACUGGCCGUUUCAACCUUACCUCGUGUUUGAUGUCGGAGACGGUUCAGAAAGACGGGAUAAUGACUCAUAUAUAAAUGUUCAAGAAAUAAAACUGGUAAUGGAAAUAAUUAAACUUAUUAAAGACAAAAGAAGGGAUGUUACUUUCCGGAACAUUGGCAUAAUAACCCAUUACAAGGCUCAGAAGACGAUGAUUCAGAAGGAUUUGGACAAAGAGUUUGAUAGAAAAGGGCCGGCAGAAGUAGAUACCGUGGACGCGUUCCAGGGCCGCCAGAAAGAUUGUGUUAUCGUCACGUGUGUCAGAGCAAAUGCCAUGCAAGGCUCCAUUGGAUUUCUGGCAAGUUUGCAAAGAUUGAAUGUCACCAUUACACGAGCCAAGUACAGCCUCUUCAUCCUCGGACAUUUAAGGACCUUGAUGGAAAAUCAGCACUGGAAUCACCUGAUUCAGGACGCACAGAAGCGGGGUGCCAUUGUCAAGACGUGCGACAAAAACUACAGGCACGACGCAGCCAAGAUUCUGAAACUCAAGCCCGUCCUGCAGAGAAGUCUGACUCACCCGCCCACCGUGGCCCCGGAGGUGGCCAGACCCCAGGGUGGCUUGCCCGGCAGCAAGCCAGACGGUGAAUUUGCCAAGACGUCUUUCCCUUCCUCCCUGUAUCACGUGCCUUCUGGCUGUAAGGAAUCCACUGGUGCUGUUACCACCAAGGACCCUGAAAGACCUCCUAUUCAGGACCGGCUUCGGGACCCACGACUGCUUAGGAGGCUGGGCAUAGACCCCGAAGCCAAAGGGACAUGCCCGAGGGAUCCGCAGCCCCUGAGCCCCCAGCAUCCUGGGGCCACGCCUCCCUCGGGGGAGCCAGGCUUCCCUCUGAGUCACCAGGACCUGGGUGGUGCCCAGCUGUCCACCGCCAGAGGGACCACGCUGAGCAACCAGAACCCUCCCGUGCAGUGGGAGCCUCCAGCUGCCGGUACGGAUGUCGCCGCGAGUAAAAGAGCAUGUGACUGGGAAGGAGGGCUCAGCCGCAGGAGAGAGACCAGGGCUUUCAGCGAAGGGGACCGGGAGACGCAGAGCCCUGAGAACCGUCACCCGAAGAGGCGCUCCGGCUGGGACAACAGGAGACUGGAGGAGGAAGACCGUGGUUCCAAGAGAAGAAAGUUUUUAUAGUAAAGCCAAGUGACAGAGAUGGUCAGCCCCAGCAUCAUCGCAGACUUAAGAUGACCACCAAUGGGACUGUCCAGAUCCGAUUAUUUUUGUCCUUAAAGGCGUUUGCGUGCUGUUGGAAAACACGGCAAACGUAUCCUAACACCUGAACCUCUCGGUGUCUUCGGUAUCUUUUGUCAGCCGCAAAAGCUGUCGAGGGCGUUUGUGUGUCCGUUAUAUUGUCCUUGAAGACUUCAAAUGUUGAUCUCUUGUUGUUGUAUAGUGAGGGAGACUGGAGUGGAUGGUGUAAAAGUUGAAGUGUACAUUUGUAUAGCAAAUAACAAAAUCCUUUUACAAUGUAAUCUAGUAGACCGUUUUUCUUUCCCCUGCUUAAAAUGUUGCUCAUUUCCAACAGAACAAACUUUAUAGCUAAAAAAAAUAAAAAGGGGCAGGAGGAGGAGGGGGACAGGCCCUUUCAAACAUUGUUAUGGCAAGACAGACCUCUUCAGCCCGGGUAGUCUGCAGUAAGCUCAGUUAAUGCUGGUGGGUCAGAUGUCUCUAGUUCUAUUUAAAAAAACAAGUGGAGUCUCCUGGGGGAACCUUCAGGAAGCAGAGCUACGUUAGGUGAAGUUCUGCUGAUGUUGGGUGUUUUUAGAUGAGGCUCCUUGGCACAGAAUAUUACGUUUCUCUGAUGAGUUCGUCUACCUAUUUCAGGGAGCACAUGGGUUUCGAGCUUAGAUUCGGAUUUCCCCUUGAGAUAGAAGAAUACGAAAUGAAAGAAUCAUUCUUGAGAUACCAUUCAGAUGCUCCCCAGCGUAUUGUGAGCAUCCCGGAACCGGCGGGUUACAAGUCCAGUGGUCGUCAGGUGCCGGAUCAGUGCAGGGGGGGACCCUGGAAGAGCCACCGAGGCUUGGGUGUGAAAGCUUGCCGGUUGCUGGGAGAAUCCGACCAGUUUGUUUUGGGGGGAGCGUGAGGAACUGCCUGUUACUCCCCCCCCCCCCCCCAGGGGAUUCUGGUCACUAACCGGGCAGCCUGGGACCCGAGAGGGCAAGCCAGAUAGAAUAUUGUGGGCAGGAAAUCCCUCUCUUUGAAAAGAGAAGGAGAAGAGUGCAGACGUGUGAGGUUGAGACCCAGGAAGAGAGCGGACAGCUUUCCUGUGAGCUCUGGGGCCCGCGUUACCUGCUGCCAGUACGUCAGUGCGGCAGGAUCAUUGGAUCGGAGGGGAUGGUGCUGUUGUGGGGGGUGCCAUGGCGAGCGGACGUUUGUCUGGACAAGGGAGGCCUGUCUGACCGCAGGGUCAGACGUGAGGGUGCACGGUAGCGGGUGACGCUCGUCAGAACCCGUGGUUUGUAGCGACUGCUAGGCAGCCCGUUAGCUACUUUGGGGAGGAGACCAGACCCCUGGAGAUCCACGUGCACCGUUUAAAAUGCUGUCCUCUGCUUUUUAAACCAAGGGGGCUUUGUGUCAGAACUUCUACUGAAACUGGUUGUUCAAGAGCUUUAAAACAUUUGCCAGAAGUUUUAAACCUACUUUCUGUGACCCACGUCCCGCCCAGCGGGGUCCAGACGGCUGCUGGCGUUGGGCCAACACUCCUGGCCCUGGGCGUGUGCUCCGUCCCCCGUCGGUGGGCAGGACACUUGUCCUUGGCCACGCGGUGUCAGAAAGCGCAGGGUGUGGGGUGCAGGGCGAGCCCCACCCCGUCUGAGUCAGGGGCUCUGUAAGCUUCCCGCAUGUGCCUUUUCUCAUUGUUAGUUUGAGUUCACUUUGCUGCUAUCUUGUAAGAUGCCUCAUUGAGCGGAUACUUGGUGGUGACGAUUUAAAGGGUCGAAGAACUCCGUCGGCUCCUAAAAGGCGUGACAGUGACAGGCAGAGCUGGGGUCAGGAACUCCUCCCUCUGCUGGUGCAGCACAGAAAUGAAGAGAGAAGUGCUCCCAGGCCAAACCCGGGCGGUGCUCUCUCCUGGGGCCCGGUGUUAACACCCGUCCUGGCGCUGUGCUCUUCUGUUGGUUCGCCACCCACCCAGCCUGUGUCCUGACAGCCCCUCCCUGGGAACACGGUCCCGCCCGAUCCCGCAUUUGAAACUGUUUGUUGUUCUGGUUGGUAAACAUGUUGGCAUAAAUCAUUUCAUACGGGCGCCUCUCUGGUGGUGGCGGUCAGAACGGUGUCGUUCUCGCAGAGUGAAAAAUACGGCUGUUGUCUUCGUCCUUGCCGUGGCGUUGGAAGGAAGCGCCCCGUUUUCUUUCUGUGUUCAUUCUCUCACCACGAAUAUAUCCUACUCAAACGCUUGUUUUGCCUCUUUGUAUGCAAUCUUCCUUGGCUUUACUGUGCAUGGUUUAUUUGGUGAAUAUAUUUUCAUGUGUUAUUACCAGGAGCAGAUUUGAUAAGUACAUGUGAAUAACCUCCUGUAAAUGAAUUUUAUAACAAAAAUGCACUAAACUAUUUUCUAAAAUUA